Messenger RNA from Xiphias gladius (swordfish), 1352 nucleotides. RefSeq names its product mitochondrial ribosomal protein L27 (gene mrpl27). Lineage: Eukaryota; Metazoa; Chordata; Actinopteri; Istiophoriformes; Xiphiidae. The transcript is spliced from 4 exons. Bases 351 to 794 code for a protein of 147 amino acids. The record is from RefSeq and is a predicted model, not a curated record. Gene Ontology annotation, cellular component: ribosome; mitochondrial large ribosomal subunit. Gene Ontology annotation, biological process: translation. Gene Ontology annotation, molecular function: structural constituent of ribosome.
UUUAAUUUAUUAACCGUUAACCGCAAUAGAAUCUACGCGUGUCCUGCAACAAUGCAUUUUAUAACUCAUAGUUAGAAAGUUGUUUUUUGAGAAGAAUAUGUCAGCCAGGUCCGCCUACAAAUCUCAAGGCAUUUUAAAUAUUGUUCAUAGUAUUUUUGUUGUUGUUGUUGUUUUUUCGAUUAAGAUGAAGUAAACGUUGCUUCCGAUGGCAUUUCGCUAGAGUGCGGGAACUAUGAUGAACCGUAUUUCCAUUGACCUGGUACGGUUUGGGCAUCUGUCUUGGGCAUUUGAACGCUGCAAAAUUAUCCGGAUGUGACGAUUUACUUUGACGGACGCGAUCUAGUUUUAAGAUGGCAGCGCUGGCGUCCUUGAUGCUGAGGUCCCGAGCAGGUCUGUUGGUGCCUGGUCAGUCCUUUCUGCUGGACUCGGUGAGGUUUGCGUCAAAGAAGUCUGGCAGCAGCUGUAAGAACGUUGGAGGAAAGAGCCCCGGUCGGAGAUAUGGCUUCAAGAAACAGGAUGGAAACUUUGCCCAUGCAGGCAACAUCCUUGCAACACAGAGGGUGAUGAGGUACCACCCAGGAGCGCAUGUGGGGCUGGGAACCAACAAGACUCUCUUUGCUCUGGAGGACGGCUACGUCAGGUUCACCAAGGAGGUCUACGUCCCGGCGCCACGCAGCAGGCAGUCCACGCGGGUCAUCACUAAACUGCCAAAAGGGGCUGUGCUCUACAAGACCUUCAUCAGUGUCCUGCCGCUCAAACAGGAGGGCAAGUUUAAACUGGUGGGAAUGGUCUAAAACUGACCGGGCUGGACUCGAACGUCAUUCUUUUUUUGUGUAUCCCUGUGGCAGUCAGGAUCAAAGAGGAUUUAUUUUGGUGGACUGGCUUCCCAUGCACCCUGGAGGACUUGGGCAGCUAGGGCUUCAGUUUUUGACUGAUAUCAAAGGAUUUUACUGAUCUUUUAGGCAGAGACAGUCGCUGAAGCCGACUGUAAUACUGAAUGAAAGCUGCAGACUCUUUCCUUUCCUGCCUAUAAGACACUAAAGAGUAUUUAGGAGAAUUUCAACUGUCACACAGUUGAUUUGGGCAAAACUUAACUGAAUAAAAUGUACAAAGAAAAACAUUUGUGUGGAUUUCACAGGUUUUGUGUCUGUCACUGGCGUCCACAAGGAGCCUCCGUCAUAUGAGCAGUCAACAUUGUGGCGAUUCCUGUGUUUAGUAGUAAUUUAAUUCCAAUAUUUUGGUGAAACCCUACUUAAAACCAGCCAUCACUAAGAUGUUUCAUACAGUUACUAUGCUUCACCCAGGAGAUAUCACCUUAAAGACCUUGGAUAAUAAAGUUUUGUGUGUCACUC